This is a messenger RNA of Recurvomyces mirabilis, 840 nucleotides long. It is a transcript of the gene GPI12, whose product is annotated as N-acetylglucosaminyl-phosphatidylinositol de-N-acetylase. Bases 1 to 840 code for a protein of 279 amino acids. The transcript has a single exon. The record is from RefSeq and is a predicted model, not a curated record. Gene Ontology annotation, biological process: GPI anchor biosynthetic process. NCBI's taxonomy places the organism in Eukaryota, Fungi, Ascomycota, Dothideomycetes, Mycosphaerellales, Teratosphaeriaceae. Gene Ontology annotation, cellular component: endoplasmic reticulum. Gene Ontology annotation, molecular function: N-acetylglucosaminylphosphatidylinositol deacetylase activity.
AUGAAUUGGCUCCUUGCCAUACAGUUGCCGGGCCUGGUCAUCGUACUAUGGCUUUUCACGUUCUGGAUGAGCCAGUCAUUCCCGACAAUAUCUGGCAAACGAAUAUGUCUCCUCAUUGCCCAUCCCGACGAUGAGGCGAUGUUCUUCGCACCUACACUUCUCUGGCUUACUCGACCCGAAUUUGGAAAUCAAGUCCUUGUACUAUGCCUGAGCAGUGGCGAUGCAGAUGGUCUGGGCCAUGUCAGGAAGGGAGAACUGGCUAAGAGCGCUCUACUACUCGGUGUGAAAACGAGCGAGCAUGUGGUGGUCAUCGAAGACGAGAAACUUCCGGACUCAAUGACCACGACUUGGGACCCAAAGCUCAUCUCCAGCAUUCUGACACGAUACUUCGCCUCCAAGAUCGCUAGCACGCCGUCAACAUCAGCACCGCAGGCCAAUCUCGAUGUCAUCAUCACUUUCGACGGAUCCGGCGUCAGCGGCCACCCAAAUCACAUUAGCCUUUACCAUGGAGCUGGGGCAUUCCUGCGCAAUCUCAUGUCUAGGCAUACGGGGUGGCAAUGUCCAGUGCGACUGUACACCUUGACGUCCGUCAAUGCGGCUCGAAAGUACAGUAGUGUACUGGACGCGACAUCAACUGUUGUCACGUUUCUGUGGCGGCAUAGGGAGAAGGGCAGCUUUCCUACGCCACUCCUUGCUGUCAGUGGCCCAUUUGGAGUGCGGAAAGGCCAGCGAGCCAUGACUGAAGCUCACAAGAGCCAGAUGAGAUGGUUCAGGUGGGGAUGGAUUGGCGUUAGUCGAUACAUGGUGGUGAAUGAUCUGAAGAGAGAGAAGAUUGUCUAG